GCAAACGCCACAUCAAGCAGUUUGAUACGUUGCGUUUAAGUUGAAUCAAUUUUCAAAAAGUUAAGUUGGUUCAAUUGUUAAUGUUCAUUUUUAAACAAAAACAAAUAUCACAGAAGAAAUUAAUAUUUUUGUAAAUAAGCAGAGAAGACCUGAGCCAAAAUUACUAAGAUUUUAGAUUAUCACCGAAGAUAAGUUUAAACUUGCAUUCAUACGUGAGGAAAUAUUGUCAUUAAUCAAACAUGAUCGCAAUGUUAAUUAUCUGCAUGGUAGUUCCAAUGAUGAAUUGCCAAAAUUGUACAAUUAAAGAAGAUGACAUAUUGGAAAUUAGUAAAAUGCUUGAUGAAACUGUUAUCAUGAGAGAUUUCAAUGAAGCAAUUUGCAUAGGCUCUGCAAGAUCUGGAAAAAGUGCAUUAAUUAAUUAUUUAAUUGGCAAUAAACUGAUGGUUAAAAAACAAAGAUAUAAUACUAUUCUAGUAAAAGCAGACGAAAAUUCCUUAGGACCAGAAAUUGGUUCUACAUCAGUAUCAAAAACUUUGCAUCCCACAAAAUGGACUUCAAGGAAAUUAUCUAAUUUGACUAUUUGGGACACUCCCGGAUUUGAAGACAACAGAGGAGAAAUUCAAGACAUAAUAAAUGCUUUUUGUAUUUAUAGUUUGGUGAAGAAUAUUAAAUCUGUCAAAUUUAUUGCAGUUAUCAGCUUUGAUGUAAUUAACGAUGAUUAUACAAAACCAUUUACAACAUUUUUAAAUAAUCUUGAAGAAUUAUUUGGAGAAAUGUUUGAAAAUGUUUUUGAUAGCAUAACAAUAAUUUUUUCAAAAGUACCUUUUCGUUUGUUUGACCAACAAGUGGACAAUGAGUUCAUAAAUAAUAGGCUAAGGAGAUAUUCUUCUUCAACAGAAAUACAAAUAGAUACUGUUUCAAGAAAAUUUUUAAAGUAUAUAGUAAAUAAUCGUAAUCAUGUUGGUAUUUUCAGGAAAGUGAAUGAUAAUAAUGAUAUUUUACAUAUCGAUGAUAAUAUUUUCCAGUCUAUUGAAAACUCUUAUUUCACAUCGACAAAUUCUCUCAACGAUUUACAUCCAGUUAUUUCAAAAACAUCAAAAAUUUGCUUACACAAAAUCCGAGAUAAUUUUCUGAAACCAGAUAUUCUAACUAAAUUAGAGAUCGUUGUGUUAUCAGUUUGCAGUGAAAAAAUAAAAAAUUUAAAUGAUUCUAGCAUGUUUGUAGAUGAAAAAACAGUAAUGGGAAUUAGAAACAAAUUAAUUGCAAUUGAACAAGUGUUGCUUGACGCUGUAUCAAAUACAACAAUAUAUGAGAAAAAGAUACAACUUAUUGAAACAAUUGAUGUUAGGAUAAAGGUUGUAAUUGAGGAGAAUAAUUUAUUGAAUUAUUAUAAACUCAAUAGAUUUACUGAUUAUUGUUUAAAUGAAAACCUGGGCAAAACAAUUAAACAUAAUCUUGAAAAAUUGUUACACAAUUUAAUUUUCCAAAUAAAACAAUCAAUUGAAGUGACUUUUAAUAGCACUAACGAUAAUAUACAUGAAAAACAUAAAAAGAAAAUGGAAAAUAUGAACAAACAGUUCCAACCAGUAAUUUUGUUUUUAAGGUCUGCAUUGAAUAAUGCAAAAGGAAAAUCUGAAUUGAGUAGUGAAGAAGGAUGCUAACUAAACAACAUUUUUGAAAGAUUCUUUGGUAUAAGUUGUCAAAGGCUUCUCCCACACUUAUAUGUUGAUGGAAGUAAUAAGUUAUGAAAUUUAGUGAGGGCAUCCGGGAAAUAAUAAUGGUUUCGUGAGCGACGUCUCAUUUAAAAAGAAAAGAAUAUUUUGAGUCGGAAUCCGCGCUGCUCUCGGAAUUUAAGAAAAUUUCGAUAAAUAAUUAUUGAAAGAAAUUGUAAGGGCAUCCGGGAAAAAUCGAGCCCAAAAAGUGUUUUCCCGCGUGUCGUCUCACUCCUAAAUAAUGAGAGAUAUUUAGUUCGGAUUUAUCAUGAUAAUUAGGGGAAUUCAUGAUGAUAAAGAAUAUUCUCGAAAUUUGCAAGUAAUUUUUGAAAUAAAUAUUGAAAAACGAAAUUACAAAAGUUGGAUUUUUGGCGAAAGUGAGAGGCAAUAUGGCGGCGAGCACACAGACAAGUGGAUCUAUGUGUCAGUGGUCAAGGAGGUGGCGCAAAUUCUCGGAAGUGGUCGCGACUCGAACUGAGGAAAUGUAUUAAUCUUAAAUUACUCCACUUUCAAUCGUUAAUAAAAUAAUUUCCUCGCAAAAUUAUUGCAAAAACGGAGAGGGCCGCUCCUCGGAGAGUCUUCCUCUAUCACCCCUCCAAAUAUGAACCCGAAAUAUUUUAUCCUCUCAAAAUGAGACGUCUAUACUGAACCGUUCAAAACCCCCUUUUUCCGUAUAUUUAAACAAUUUUUUUCAAUAAUUAUUCAUGAAAAUUUCUCUAAAUUCUGAGAGGACCGCUGGUCCCAGAGCAUUUCUCUAUAUUUACCAAAAAAUCCCGACUCAAAAUAUUCUUUUCUUUUUAAAUGAGACGUCUAUCACGUUUGGUAUUGACGUCUCAUUUUGAGAGGAUAAAAUAUUUCGGGUUCAUAUUUGCAGGACGAUUUUUCCCGGAUGCCCUUAAUACCUAUAUAUAAUAUUAAAUAUGUUGAUAUCAUUUUAUCGAUUUAAAACUUGUGUUUCAUUUUCAAGUUUAACAAAUUUUUUUGCUCUUUUUGAAUUGAGAAUUCUAAGUAGGUUUUGGUAAGUUAGAAAUAUAUCCUUUCAUAGUUUUGUUAAUGUUGAUAAUAUAUAUGAUCUUGGGAAGGUAAGAUUUGAAUUUCAUUCAAAUCUUACGUAAGUAGGUUUUGUAUUCAAAUGAAAUAAAUUUUUUUUUCCUUAAAAAUUCAUUAAUAUGUUAGAAAUAUAUAUAUAGAAAUACUAUACCAAAUCAAUGUAACAUGAUGUUAUUAUUUAUACCUAAU
Messenger RNA from Leptopilina heterotoma, 2951 nucleotides. RefSeq lists its product as uncharacterized. The record is from RefSeq and is a predicted model, not a curated record. The coding region runs from base 240 to 1661 and encodes 473 amino acids. The transcript is spliced from 2 exons. Lineage: Eukaryota; Metazoa; Arthropoda; Insecta; Hymenoptera; Figitidae.